Messenger RNA from Penicillium paradoxum, 2064 nucleotides. RefSeq lists its product as uncharacterized. Gene Ontology annotation, cellular component: nucleus. The coding region runs from base 1 to 2064 and encodes 687 amino acids. The transcript is spliced from 2 exons. The record is from RefSeq and is a predicted model, not a curated record. Lineage: Eukaryota; Fungi; Ascomycota; Eurotiomycetes; Eurotiales; Aspergillaceae.
AUGGCAAGGCUUAACACAACCAACCCUUUGGUCAAGCACACCCCUCGCAGAGCAAACGAGGAAGCCAAAAGCUCCGCCCGAGAUUUUGGGAUUUUUCACGAUGCCCCGCUUCCUAGAGAGCCAUGGUCCAAUACCAGAAACACAGCCAAACACAACGUGCCCACGAAACCACAGAACCAAACUCGACGGCAAGGAACAGGCUCGGGCGGAUUCUUUGAUAUAUUUUCCGACAAUGCUUCAGCAUCGGAAAGUGAAACUCAGCAGAGGUCUGCCGGGAAACAGCAGAAGCAGAAGACGCUGGGGCUCGCACGUGUGAACUCGCUACUCUUACCAGCGAAGCGGAGACCACGUCCAGCCCUGCGAAGGGAGACGCAGGAUUAUGACAAAGAAAAUGAUCUCCCAGACCACGCCUCAGAUGGACAUCGAACCCCAGAUUUAACACCCACGAGGCCCAGUGCUUCGCAAGUUCCCCCGGGGAGCAGGAUUGGGAGUCUCUCCGUGAGACGACCGGAGAUUGACUACCAACCACGACAGGAGGAAGAUGAAGAAGAACAGGAAGAACAAGAACAAGAAGAUGAGCAAGCGCAGCCGCAACUUAGCUUUGAGGAAGAGGAUAGCUCCGACUCACUAGACGGGUUCAUUGUCAGUGACAACGACGAGCUCAGUUCUCAUGAGACAUCAGAUUCCGAGACAGCCAACACAGAAGAUGAGCUCAGCCCAGUGCCAUCGCCCAUUCGAUCACCAAGAAAGAGGCUCAUACGUGGAAGAAAACCAGAACCAGAACCAGAACCAAUCCACAAUGCAGAGGAGGAGCCUAGUCCGGCACCGUCACCUAUCCGAUCACCGAGGAAGAGGCUCAUGCAUGGAAGAAAACCGCUGCCAGAACCAGAAUCAGAACCAAUCAACGACACAGAGGGGAAGGCACCUAUCGAAGCGGUUCAACUCGAGGUGGAACUGGAUCGAUAUAUCCAGAAGUCACAGAUCGUCGCCCCGCAACCUGACGACUGCACACCACAUCUUGAUUAUUCCUCAGCUAUUGAACAAACAAACGUAGUUAAAGCUCAACUUGACUCAGCUUAUUCUCCUCAUUCCAGCAUUUACAACUCCAAUGAUCUCAUUCGACACCUUGAAGAUCUUGAUUUAGACAGUGAUAACGAGUCUAUGCCCCAACCAAAAACAGAAAGAUCCAGCCCUGGAUCAGAAGAUGAAACGCCAUUGCAACUUCACCCGGGCCGCUCUAAACCGUCACCAUCGACCCCUUUGCGACGCAAGCCUCACUUUUCUCUCACUCGCUCCACUAGAACAAUUGAUAGUUCAUCGGGUAUGGAAACUCCCACCACCAUCAGGGCCCAAAAAAAGGCCGAGGCAGCGCGCAAACGCGAGAUCCGCGCUCAAAUAGCCAGGUUCAAUGAAACGAAAAUCAGCUUCGCCGAGACGUUCCUGCAACAUCUUGACAGUACCUUCGAUGGCCAGGUCACUCGCAUGACCGAGGAAACUGGUGGGAUAAAAAUUAUAUGGACUAAGAAUUUCCGAAACACCGCCGGACGGGCAACCGUGCGAUCAGAAAGAAUCUUCCCAGGGCCCGCCGGUAUGGAGCACGCUGGGAGGCGCGUUCACUAUGCUACCAUUGAGCUGUCCGAGAAAGUUCUGGACAGCGAGGACAAGAUCCUCUGCACGAUGACGCACGAGUACUGCCACCUGCUCGACAUGCUCGUCACCAACAAUAGAGGCAAAGGUGUAGCACAGCACGGCGCCAGCUUCAAGCAAUGGGGCGCCAAAUGUGUACAGGCGUUAGAAGAUCACCCAAUCUAUGGGGGCCGAGUCGAGGUCUCGACCAAACAUACCUAUGAGAUCAACCACAAAUAUGUCUGGGCCUGCGAGGCACAAUUCUGUGACUUCAAGGUCGGCCGGCACUCAAAGAGCAUCGACCCCCGACGCCAGUUCUGCGGUCUUUGCAGAGGCAGUCUUAGGCAGAUCAAGCCAGUGCCUCGGGCUGUGGCAUCAAGGAGGGUCGCUACCAAGGCGAUGGUUGAGGAGACAAGCGUUGUGGACCUGACGAUUUAA